AUUGAAAAUUUUCCAUUUUCGCCCUUUCUACUUUAUAUUCCAUUUACCCACAAAAGAAUGGAUCCUUAUUCCUAAUAUAAGUUUUCUGAUCCUUAUAUUUAUACUCCUUCUGGUCGACACAACCAAACCCCACUUUUCCUUUAUAGCCCCUCCUCUCACUCCCUAGCUCUUUGUGGCAGCCAGAUCAGUCCAAAUAUGGCAGAAGAAGUUCAAGGGCAAGGGCAAGAUCAGCAUCAGCAUCAGGAAGAGUUGAAAGAAGCAAAGCACAGAAAAAGAAUCUAUCCUUCCCAAUACUACUCAAAAAGCACUCACCGAUCCGUUUGCGCAUGCAUCUCCAUCUUCCUUCUCAUGAUCGGUGUCGUGGCUCUCAUCCUCUGGCUUGUCUACCGCCCCACUGACCCCCAAUUUACGGUGGUCAGUGCCGCCAUAUACGACCUCAACAUGUCAUCUCCGCCGUUGCUGUCCACAACUAUGCAGUUCACCAUCAUUACAAGGAACCCGAACAGGCGAGUUUCAAUUUAUUAUGAUAGACUGACUGCCUUCGUAUCGUAUAGGAACCAACAGAUAACGUCGCAGGUGAUGCUACCUCCGCUGUUUCACGAAAAGCGGAGCACACUGGCGAUGUCGCCUGUGCUAGGUGGUGGGGCGGUGCCAACGUCGUUGGAGGUGGUAAAUGGGUUAGUAACGGAUCAGACAAUUGGGGUUAUAGGGCUGAGAGUAGCCUUGUUGGGAAGAAUAAGAUGGAAAGCUGGGCUUGUAAAGACCGGACAUUAUUCUGUAUAUGUGAGAUGUGACGUGUUGGUAGGUGUGAAAAGAGGCCUGGUGGGUCAAGUUCCAUUGCUUGGAUCUCCUGCUUGCAAAGUAGAUAUUUAGUUGGGCUGGUCUUCGUUGUUAAUAUUUAAUAAACUCCUCUAUAGUUGUUUUAGUACUCAGUUUAUGGAUAUAACUUUUAUUUUUGUUGAAUAUCAAUCUGUGUACUCGAAAAUUAGGUGGUAUGCGCUGGCGGCCACUUGUCAACUGUCAUUACUGUUUACCAUACAAAUUAAUGUAAUAAAAAGUGAUAUUUAUCCCCGAAA
This is a messenger RNA of Momordica charantia (bitter melon), 1076 nucleotides long. RefSeq names its product Late embryogenesis abundant (LEA) hydroxyproline-rich glycoprotein family. Lineage: Eukaryota; Viridiplantae; Streptophyta; Magnoliopsida; Cucurbitales; Cucurbitaceae. Gene Ontology annotation, biological process: defense response to other organism. Gene Ontology annotation, cellular component: plasma membrane; plasmodesma. The record is from RefSeq and is a predicted model, not a curated record.